Messenger RNA from Aedes albopictus (Asian tiger mosquito), 1279 nucleotides. RefSeq lists its product as uncharacterized. Bases 179 to 1012 code for a protein of 277 amino acids. The record is from RefSeq and is a predicted model, not a curated record. NCBI's taxonomy places the organism in Eukaryota, Metazoa, Arthropoda, Insecta, Diptera, Culicidae. The transcript has 4 exons.
UCCUGUUCCAGACGGUGCGCGAAUCGGUUUACCUUUCCUUAAAAUAGUCGAUAAGAGAGCCAUCUCCCCCUGGCGAUCGAAAGUAACAUACGGUUUAAAUAGGGUUAGAGUUCGGAUUAGAGUGUGGUGAUUUGAAGAAAAAUAAAAUCCAAACUGUGAUCGAUUUAGUUCCCGCAAAAUGAAGAAACUAGUUUUUGCUGUUUUGGUGACCUACUUCUGUUCGAUGGCCCUAUCUGCCAGUAUUCUAGAUUAUCUCUCACUUACAACCGAUGCCGAAGCAAAGGAGGAAGAAAUCGGCCCCAGCAAUUGUCUCUGCAACGGUCCUUCGUGUAUUUGCUGCAUAGAUUUCAAUAUGACUUACAUCGAUCUUGGUGGUCCAGGUUGCGUUCGACUAAAGUAUUUUUCGGCGGAGGAAGGCAUUGCUCUCAAUGUUUCCUACGGUGAUAGUGUCCUGCACAGCCAACGGGUCAAAGGUCCCGAUCCGGCGCCCACCUGUCUGAGCAUGUUUGCCCGGCUGGCUCAAAUGUGCGCCCGCUUCAAGGAACUGCUCCCAACUGAUGACGGUAUGCGCGGCUGUCUUCAGCUGGAACCGAUGCUACUGGGAGAGGUUCAAAUCGAACUGCCCCUGGGCUGCUUCCGGAUGGGACCCAAAGGCGUGGAGUUGAUCAAAUCAUCCGAGGACGAAAUCAAAGAACAGCAACCAGUAGAGAGCGCCGAGAGCACCCCCCUUACUGCCGAUGAGAAAAAAGAAGACGACGAGGAACCAGCGAAGCAAGCAGCGGUUGCACCACCAGCAGCUGCGAACAUCACUUCGCCACUGUCUCUCCUGGACAACCUAUCGACGGCGGACAUCUUGGCGGCGGUGAGUGAAUCGACCGACGAAGGUAUCGCCAUGAUCUCCAAAUGGCUCGGUCUGGGAAUCAACACUAAACCGGAAGGCGGCGAAAGCGACAGCAGCAGCAGCAGUACAACGGAAACUGGCGAGAAGAAUGAAGCGAACGAGAGCUCAUAGAUUGAUUGCAAUUGAGACUUUUUGCAAAAUUUUCUUGACGAGACUGGGUUUACUUUGGAUCCCUAUCCUUAUCUAUUUUGGAUACCUUUCGAAACCGGUCACAUCUGAUCUAUAGGUUAUUUUAUUAUUUAGGGAGAUGCUACAGCAUUAUCCGCUUGUAGUAUGUAGUUCAUCUGCUAGUGAUACGAAGACUAACUUAUAAUACGAUACGAAUAUUCAUUUGAUCCAACAGUGAUUAUUUUAUACAGACUAUAAAGUUCAAAUCCA